This is a messenger RNA of Lagenorhynchus albirostris (white-beaked dolphin), 790 nucleotides long. RefSeq names its product pyroglutamylated RFamide peptide receptor (gene QRFPR). Gene Ontology annotation, biological process: G protein-coupled receptor signaling pathway. The record is from RefSeq and is a predicted model, not a curated record. Gene Ontology annotation, molecular function: G protein-coupled receptor activity. The transcript is spliced from 3 exons. Gene Ontology annotation, cellular component: membrane. NCBI's taxonomy places the organism in Eukaryota, Metazoa, Chordata, Mammalia, Artiodactyla, Delphinidae. Bases 1 to 393 code for a protein of 130 amino acids.
AUGCAGUCGCUCAACAUCACCCCGGAGCAGUUCUCCCGGCUGCUGCGGGACCACAACCCGACACGGGCGCAGUUCAUCGCGCUGUACGGGCUGCGGCCGCUGGUCUACACCACGCAGCAGCCUGGGCGCGCCAAGCUGGCCUUCGUGCUCACCGGCGUGCUCAUCUUCGUCCUGGCGCUCUUUGGCAACGCGCUGGUGGUCUACGUGGUGACCCUCAGCGAGGCCAUGCGCACCGUCACCAACAUCUUCACCUGCUCCUUGGCGCUCAGCGACCUGCCCAUCUCCUUCUGCAUCCCGGUCACUAUGCUCGAGAACAUCUUCAACAACUGGCUGGGGGAUCUCUCCAUCCAAUUUCAGACGAGAAAGAUUCACAAGCUCAGAGUGCCCCAUUGAAGAAGAAGGACCUUGUUUUCCCUGGUGCAGUUUCCACAGUCAACAAAUCAGAAUCCGCUUCAGCUGGCUGUUUCCAGCUCAGGAUCUCUCAUGAGGAUUUAGUUCAAAUGUCAGCCAGGGCCGUAUCCAUCAGAAGGCUCGACUGGGGCUGGAGGAUCCACCUCUGAACUUACUCACGUGGUUGUGAGCAGGAGUUUUUCCCCAUGUGGACUGCGGCUCACCUUAUGGCAGCUGGCUUUCCCCAGAGCGAGUGAUCCAAGAGAGAGGACAAGGGAGAGUGCAAGCAGGAAGCUACAGUGUGUUUUAUCACUUAGCUUUAGAAGGGACCUGUCAUCACGUCUGCUGUACGCUGUCAGCGACAUAGAUCAACUCUGGUGCAAUAUGGGAGGAGACUCCA